Molecule: messenger RNA, 621 nt
Organism: Prunus dulcis (almond)
Lineage: Eukaryota; Viridiplantae; Streptophyta; Magnoliopsida; Rosales; Rosaceae
Product: MLP-like protein 34
Exons: 2
Coding region: 101-574 (157 amino acids)
Biological process (GO): defense response
Source: RefSeq, a predicted model, not a curated record
AGAGAGAGAGAGAGUUAUAUAUUUUUCACCAGGCUCUAGCUAAUUUCAUACAAACUUCGAAGGUACGUUAUACAACUCUCGAUUGAACAAUACAUAAUAUAUGGCUCAAAUAGCAAACAUAGAAGUCCAAGCCGAGAUCAAAGCCAGUGCUGACAAGUUCUACGAAAUCUUUCGUAGCAAAGGGUACCUUUUGCCCAAGAUCUGCCCUAAUAUUAUAAAGGAUCUACAGGUGCUUAAAGGUGAUGGCAGCUCUGUGGGCUCAAUCAAGCAAUGGACUUACGUUGCUGCAGGAAAUUUUUCUGAGGUUUCGAAAGAGACAAUUGAAUCCAUAGAUGAGAAAAACAAAUCAAUCGCCUUCCGAACGGUGGAAGGAGAGGUCACGAAACACUACAAGAGUUUCAAGGCGACAGUUGAAGUUACACCAAGGGGCAAUGGAUGCAGCAGCAGCUCAUCAGUGAAAUGGAACAUAGAAUACGAGAAGCAGAAUGAGGCUGUUCCGGCUCCUAAUAAGUAUCUGGAAUUUGUGGUCAUUCUCACUAACAAUGUUGAUGCCUACCUUCUCAAUAAUGCGUAACAGAUGCUAGUACAAUAUUACCCACAGCUGGUAGUAUUAGCAUAUUA